Molecule: messenger RNA, 1256 nt
Organism: Athalia rosae (coleseed sawfly)
Lineage: Eukaryota; Metazoa; Arthropoda; Insecta; Hymenoptera; Athaliidae
Exons: 3
Coding region: 245-1030 (261 amino acids)
Source: RefSeq, a predicted model, not a curated record
AAAAAAUGAAUUAACGUCGAUGUCGACGGACAUUCGUGCGCGUACAGGUAACGGGCAUGAUAAAUCGCCGUAGCCAACUUCUCUCCGCGUAACAUCGAAUAAUCAUAGCUGCACACUACAUCAUGCGACAUAAAAAUACGAGGUGAUUCAAAAAUCACUUUUUAAUUGACCAAGUGAAAGUUGCAACGAGUUCGCGUAACCGCUGCAAACCGUAAUCGCCUGUCACCAUAGCGGAAAACAUGAUAUGCGAGUACUUUCUGCAUUAGUUCUCACGCACUGCUUCGGCUGUGUGAUCCCGGAGGAUUCCGAUGAGGAAUUCAUCCACAGAUACUCUAUAUCCGACCUGGAUCGCCGAGAUAUCGCGGACGGUAGAUACGGUCGAAAAAUUUUAGAAACUACCGAGCGAAUCUCUUACAACCAAGAGGAGCCGGGACUUCCGGAUGUUCCGGGAAAAAAUCCUAGACUCGCAGGGGCGCGGGAGGCGGGCACCGUGUAUCUGCUACCAGCGAAAUCGCUGUCCAAUAUAAAUAAGCGAGAAAAUGGUACCCAGGUCGAGGCGUUUCAGCGACCCGAAGGGAAAGUGGUUCUCGCAAAUCGAAGCGCUCCGCUCAACGGCGUUUCUGAAAGAGGAUACUCGAAGACGAAACGUGACGAUGAAAAUUGGGAGGCGAAAGGGGAUGAUAACUCGCGUCUGAAAGGACCGUUGAAUGAAAAUAGGUGGCGAUCCACCGGACUCCGUUCGCACGGGCUUACGAAACGUCAGGACGAACCGGACGACGACGAUGACGACAACGCCGAUUCUAACGGGGAUGAUACCGAGGACGAAAGCGACGUGGACAACAGCGAAUGGGACGAAUGGGCCGAAUGGAGCGAAUGCAGUACGAGUUGCGGUUGCGGACGGCAAGUCCGCUGGCGGCAUUGCGUCGGUAAUGAAUGUUCGAACGGUCUGAAAAGAGCGGAAAUAAGAACGUGCCAUCUCAGAGAUUGUAACAACAAAAACUUGUUCUCAUGGCUGGGGGUUAAGGCCUGAUUUUAAUACGUUUCUACCCUGGGAUUAAUUAAUCACGAUGUACAGUCACCUGCGCCAAUUACAUUAUAUCCCCGAUAUUCCAUGACUGUAUUUUUCAGAACAGCUGUUUCUACCGUUCCACUGUUUCAUUACUACAAAAUCGACAACUUCAUCGUUUAUAUUCCGUAAAGUUUUCAUUGCGAGCAAAAUGUUGUCAAUAAUUAUCAUAACCCAAUGAGUAAUGAAU